Messenger RNA from Durio zibethinus, 2723 nucleotides. Its product is annotated as peroxisomal fatty acid beta-oxidation multifunctional protein AIM1-like. NCBI's taxonomy places the organism in Eukaryota, Viridiplantae, Streptophyta, Magnoliopsida, Malvales, Malvaceae. Gene Ontology annotation, molecular function: (3S)-3-hydroxyacyl-CoA dehydrogenase (NAD+) activity; NAD+ binding. The record is from RefSeq and is a predicted model, not a curated record. Gene Ontology annotation, cellular component: peroxisome. Gene Ontology annotation, biological process: fatty acid beta-oxidation.
AAGAAAGAAAGUAAAAGACCGAAGACAGAGCUUUGGCAAUGUCUGUAACGUCUGGAGUGACAAUGCAGGUUGGAAAUGAUGGUGUUGCUGUCAUCUCCAUCUCUAAUCCUCCCUUGAAUGUUUUAAACGCUGCAAUGAUUGCGGGAAUGAAGGAGAAAUUCAGUGAGGCUACGAGGAGGAGGGAUGUUACUGCUAUUGUUUUGACAGGCAAGGGUGGAAGGUUUUCGGGGGGGUUUGACAUCAGUGCUUUUCAGAAAGUUCAUCAGAGAGGUGAUAUUUCAGAUUCACCAAAUGAAUCAUUUGAUCUCGUUGUCAGCACUAUAGAAGAUUGCAAGAAGCCUGUUGUUGCAGCUGUUGAAGGAUUGGCUCUUGGAGGUGGCUUAGAAUUGGCAAUGGGUUGUCAUGCACGUAUUGCUGCUUCAAAAACUCAAUUAGGCUUGCCAGAAUUGGCACUUGGGGUGAUUCCUGGGCUUGGAGGUACACAACGCCUUCCAAGGCUUGUAGGGGUACCAAAGGCCGUUGAAAUGCUGCUGUUUUCGAAACCCAUAACGUCUGAAGAAGGAAAGUCGCUAGGUCUUAUUGAUGACAUUGCAUCUUCUGAAGAGUUACUGAGAGCGUCUCGACUAUGGGCUCUAGGGAUUGCGGAGAGACAUAAACCAUGGGUGUGUUCUCUCUACAGAACAGACAAAAUUGGAUCCCUGUCUGAAGCACAGGGGUUGUUAAGAACUGCUAGAGAACAAGCCAAAAGGACUGCUCCCAAUUUGCCUCACCACCUCGCAUGCCUUGAUGUAGUCGAGGAGGGCAUUCUCCAUGGAGGAUAUAAUGGGCUUCUAAAGGAGGCUGCAGUGUCCAAAGAGUUACUUCUUUCAAACACUUCAAAAGCUCUUGCUCAUCUUUUCUUUGCACAACGUGCUACUGCAAAGGUGCCAAACGUUACUGAUGUCGGUCUCAAACCAAGGAAUGUGAAGAAAGUUGCUAUUAUUGGUGGAGGCAUAAUGGGCUCUGGAAUAGCUACAGCUCUUAUCCUAAGCAACAUAUCUGUUUUGCUCAAGGAAAUCAACUCUGAAUAUCUUCUAGAGGGAAUGAAAACAAUAGAAGCUAAUAUUCAAGGCUUAGUAACUAGAGGAAAAGUGCCACAGGAUAAGGCAAGAAAAGCGCUUUCAAUGCUUAAAGGAGUGUCCAACUAUUCAGAAUUUAAGGAAGUGGAUACGGUCAUAGAGGCAGUUAUUGAGGAUGUUCCAUUGAAACAAAAAAUAUUUAGUGAACUCGAGAGCGUCUGCUCUUCUUGCUGCAUUUUGGCAACAAAUACAUCCACCAUUGACCUUAAUGUAGUUGGAGAAAAGACCAACUCACAAGAACGAAUUAUUGGGGCUCAUUUUUUCAGUCCUGCUCAUAUAAUGCCUCUACUGGAGAUUGUACGAACAGAUAAAACUUCCCCGCAAGUUAUUCUUGAUCUCCUAACUGUUGGAAAAACAAUAAAGAAAGUUCCUAUAGUGGUAGGUAACUGCACUGGCUUUGCAGUUAAUCGUACAUUCUUCCCCUAUAUGCAAGGUCCACAUCUUUUGGUCAAUUUAGGUGUGGACUUGUUCAGAAUUGACAGGGUGAUCAGGAAUUUUGGCCUUCCCAUGGGUCCAUUUCAGCUUCAGGACUUGGGUGGAUAUAGACUAGGCUUGUCAGCUGGGAAAGAAUAUGCAAAUGCAUUCCCCAACCGAACAUUCAGGUCGCCAUUGACAGAACUUUUGUUGAAAAAUGGACGAAAUGGCAAAAGCAAUGGAAAAGGAUUUUAUAUUUAUGAAAAGGGAAGCAGACCAAAACCUGAUCCUUCAGUGCUACCUAUUAUUGAGGAAUCUAGACAGCUUAUGAAUAUUAUGCCUGGUGGAAAGCCUAUAUCAGUUUCAGAUGAAGAAAUUAUAGAGAUGGUACUUUUUCCAACCAUUAAUGAGGCAUGUCGUGUUUUGGAUGAGGGUGUAGUUGCUCGAGCAUCAGACCUUGACGUUGCUUCUGUACUAGGAAUGAGCUUUCCAUCUUACCGUGGUGGUGUCAUGUUUUGGGCAGAUACAGUUGGUUCAAACCAUAUCUAUACAAGUCUCAAGAGGUGGUCAGAAAUGUAUGGUAGCUUCUUUAAACCAUCUAGAUUUUUAGAGGAACGAGCCAUGAAAGGCAUGCCACUGAGUGCGGCAGCAUCAUCAUCUCUAAAACCAAACUCAAAGCUCUAGCCGGAUAACAAGAAUGUGGUGGCUGGGAAAAACCAGUGUUAUGGAUACAUCUGUCUUAAUGCACACCAACCUUUAAAGCAAUAAGAAAUUGGUAUUUGUCCCAAUUUCAUUUUCUGAAACCUUAAAAAAGUAUUGAACAGGCAGAAGCAUAUGCAGUUAGGAUAAAUUACAUGUCAAUUUCUUCUGUUUCUUCUUUUUUUUAAGGGUAAAGCCUGACUUUCAGAUACAACAAUCACAUCUGAAUUCAGAUAUGCCAACUAGCCAAGUGCCAAACCAUAUGUUUCUUUGGUGUAAGGUAACUUUAUCAAAUUCGGACAUGCCAAACACUCAAACUUCUGAUUGAAAGUGAACCACGACGAACAGAACAGAAAAGAAUAGGAUAGGAUUUAUGUGCAUGCGGUGGCAUUUUUCUAGACGUUAGCAUGUCGUGCUGUUUUGUGUGGGUGGCAACGUGUUUCAAUUGAGAGUGACAACGUGGAAGUUAUUUGAUCGUGUUAUAAUUCUGUC